Molecule: messenger RNA, 859 nt
Organism: Cottoperca gobio
Lineage: Eukaryota; Metazoa; Chordata; Actinopteri; Perciformes; Bovichtidae
Product: purpurin-like
Exons: 6
Coding region: 145-732 (195 amino acids)
Molecular function (GO): retinol transmembrane transporter activity; retinoid binding
Source: RefSeq, a predicted model, not a curated record
GGAUAAGCGGUAGAUUAAACUCUGCAUUUAGGUUCAACAAGAGAAAAUAAUCAGUGAGCCUGUCUGAGCGUCCGAUAUAAAAAGGCUUGCUCGCCGUCUUCUCACCGCAGUUCUGCACUGAAAACUUCCUGCAACACUUUCAGAAUGGACUUCCAAGUCUUCGCCCUGCUGAUGUUGCUUCUGGCCGGUGUGGAGCAGAGCCGGGCCUCCUGCGUCGUGGACAGCUUCACAGUCAAAGGCGACUUUGACCCCGCAAGAUACGCAGGAAAGUGGUACGCUCUGCAGAAGAAGGAUCCGGAGGGUUUGUUCCUGGAGGACAACAUCUCCGCUGAGUACACAAUUGGAGACGAUGGCUUCAUGGUUGCCUCCUCCAGAGGCAGAGUCACUCUCUUUGGGUUCUGGGUUGUGUGCGCAGACAUGGCUGCUCAGUACUCUGUACCCGACCCAAGCACUCCCGGCAAGAUGUUCAUGAACUACCAGGGCCUGGCCAACUACCUGUCCAGCGGCGGUGACAACUACUGGGUCAUUGACACAGACUAUGACAACUACGCCCUCACCUAUGCCUGCCGCACCCUGAAGGAAGAUGGAAGCUGCGAGGACGGAUACUCCCUGCUCUUCUCCCGCAACCCCCGCGGCCUCCCCCCCAGCAUCCAGAGGGUCGUCCGCCAAAAACAGGAGGAAAUCUGCAUGGUCGGAGAGUUCCAGCCCGUGCUGCAGUCUGGAGCCUGCUAAACUGUUUCCUCUGGAGUUUGUUGAGCAGCCCUUCAUUACACUGGAUUCAUCCUCCGGCCCAAGAUGAAGACAGAACUCCUCUCAAAGACGCGUAUAGGAGAAUAAUCAUGUUAUGCUUAUGAUUUGC